Cylicostephanus goldi is the source of this 393-nucleotide messenger RNA. Lineage: Eukaryota; Metazoa; Nematoda; Chromadorea; Rhabditida; Strongylidae. The record is from the annotation of a GenBank genome assembly.
ACAUUUGUCAUGACUGGUGUUGAAGAUGCUUCCACUUCUGAGCCUACUAACGUAGCCAGCCUACCAGCGAGUGAGAUCGAUGCUCGAAUCGGAGAUCCUUCAUUAAAAAGUCCAGAAGAUGCUCAAAAAGAAAAUGAGCUCACUGAGGCACAGCUGAGCCAAAUCGAAGAAGAGAAACAAACGCCGUUGGUCGGAGAUCGAGUGCCUUUUGAAGUCGUCGUGAUGGAGUAUGACCCUACGGAAAGUGCCGAGUUUUACCACAAAGCCAAGGACUUGCUUGCUACAUAUUCCGAUGUGCGCAUCAUCCGUCGAGACGGCAAUUGCUUCUAUCGGGCCGUACUCGUCGCGCAAGUCGAGCUGAUGUUGAGUGACCCUGCUGAAUGCACAAGGUGA